CUGGUUGCUACCAUUGUGCAAGGACCUUUAGAUGCUGCUCAGCCCUCCUUGUCAGGUGAGAUGCAUCCUAUUAAUCCUGCAGUCCCCUCUCAAUUGUUCUCAUCGCCCAGCCCUCCAAUAGAUUCCAGAGUAUCUGACAAGCUUAAGGCCAAGAUAUGGAACAAUGAGUAUUUUGAGUUGAGAGCCCUACUGACUAAUACAGUGCAUGAAAGUCGAUACCAAGUUACUUUAGCUAGGACAACUGCUGAGCAGUUGCCCUCUUUAUAUCUGGAGCCCAUAGUCAAAUCAAGGAAAAUGUUUACCAUUGAAACCUGGUUAAGUUGCUUCCAUAUUUUUAUUGCAAUAUACACUAGACAACACCCUCACGAGGCGCCGGCUCUCAUGAAGUAUUGUGGGGUGAUCCAGGAUUUGGCAGCAAGUGGUUUUUACUGGUGCUUUUACGAUGAAAAUUUUUGUCUUUUGAGACAAGCGCAGCCCUCCUCCUUUCGUUGGUGUAACAUCCACUGGGAGCUGUGGAUGCGCACUCAACACUCUACUUCGGGUAAGCCACAAAUACUUCCAGGGUGUCUAAGAUCUCAUGAGCAAGGUAUUCCUAAAGGUUUUUGUUUCAAAUUUCAUGGAGGUGCCCAGUGUGUCCCUGGUUGUGCUUUUAAGCAUUUAUGUUACAAAUUCGAAGGCCCUCAAAAAGCCAGUCAUUGUAAUUUUCGUUCCCAAAGCAAAAAACACUGGGAAACAAUCCUUCCUGCCAAGUCCCAACCCUCAAAGCCUUAACUUGCCAACACCCAUAAAUGCGGAAAGGUUGGUAUUCCUUCUUUCUGGUAGGUUUUAGCGAAGGUUUUGCUAUACACUACGAUGGUUUACGUGAGUCAUCAGAUGCCAAAAAUUUAAUUUUGGCCUUGGAAAAUCCUGAUGUUGUGGAUAUCAAAAUAAAAAAGGAACUUGAUGCCGGCCGUUUGCCUGGUCCUUUCAUUGCUCAUCCCUUUCACCCUUUCCGCAUUUCUCCC
This is a messenger RNA of Porites lobata, 1004 nucleotides long. The record is from the annotation of a GenBank genome assembly. Lineage: Eukaryota; Metazoa; Cnidaria; Anthozoa; Scleractinia; Poritidae.